GAGUGCGCGCAUCUCGGCGUGAGCAUCCAGUGAGCAGCCGCCGACAUGGACCCGGAAGCGGUGGAAGCAUAGCGGCGUGUUUACACCGAGAGGAGGCUGUGUUUGCUUUUCUCUUCAAACAUUGGAAGCAUUUUAAACAAAAUAAGUGUACAUUUGAGUCAUUUAGUGUGUUUGUCCUUCAUCAUCAUGGCGAGUGAUUCUCCUGCUCGAAGUCUGGAUGAAAUAGACUUGACUGCUCUGAGGGAUCCUGCUGGCAUCUUUGAGCUGGUGGAGCUGGUGGGGAAUGGCACCUACGGCCAAGUGUACAAGGGUCGCCAUGUUAAGACGGGGCAACUGGCAGCCAUCAAGGUCAUGGAUGUCACUGGGGACGAAGAAGAGGAGAUUAAAGCGGAAAUCAACAUGCUGAAGAAGUACAGCCAUCACCGCAACAUCGCCACCUACUACGGAGCGUUCAUCAAGAAGAAUCCUCCUGGAAUUGAUGACCAACUCUGGUUGGUGAUGGAGUUCUGCGGUGCAGGUUCUGUCACAGACCUGAUCAAGAACACCAAAGGCAACUCUCUGAAAGAAGAAUGGACAGCUUACAUCUGCAGAGAGAUUCUCAGGGGCCUGACUCACCUCCAUCAGCACAAAGUCAUCCAUCGAGACAUCAAGGGACAAAACGUCCUGCUGACGGAGAACGCCGAGGUCAAACUAGUGGACUUUGGUGUGUCUGCUCAGCUGGACCGGACAGUGGGAAGGCGGAACACCUUCAUCGGGACGCCAUAUUGGAUGGCGCCUGAGGUGAUUGCCUGCGACGAGAACCCCGAGGCCACAUACGACUUCAAGAGCGACUUAUGGUCCCUGGGAAUCACGGCCAUAGAGAUGGCAGAAGGAGCGCCACCGCUGUGUGACAUGCACCCCAUGAGGGCCCUCUUCCUCAUCCCUCGAAACCCUGCACCAAGACUCAAGUCCAAGAAAUGGUCCAAGAAGUUCCAGUUGUUCAUAGAAAGCUGCCUGGUGAAGAGUCACGGUCAGAGGCCGAGCACGGAGCAGCUGCUCAAGCAUCCUUUCAUCCGAGAGAUGGCCAACGAGAGGCAGGUGCGCAUCCAGCUCAAAGACCACAUCGACCGCACCAAGAAGAAGAGAGGAGAGCGUGACGAGACUGAGUACGAGUACAGCGGCAGCGAAGAAGAGGACGACGAAAGAGACACGGGUGAGCCCAGCUCCAUCAUCAACAUCCCCGGGGAGUCCACCCUGCGCAGAGACUUCCUGCGCCUGCAGCUGGCCAAUAAGGAGAGAUCGGAGGCGCAGCGAAGGCAGCAGCUGGAGCAGCAGCAGAACGAGGAGCACAAGCGCCUCCUGCUGGCCGAGAGACAGAAACGCAUCGAGGAGCAGAAGGAGCAGCGGCGGCGGCUGGAGGAACAGCAGCAGCGAGAGCGUGAGCUGAGGAAACAACGUGAGAGAGAGCAGAGGAGACGAUACGAGGAAAUGGAGCAGCUCCGCCGAGAGGAGGAGAGGAGACACGCUGAGAGAGAGCAGGAGUUUAUCCGUAGGCAGCUGGAAGAGGAGCAGAGGCAGUUAGAGAUCCUCCAGCAGCAGCUUCUACAGGAGCAGGCCUUACUGCUGGAGUACAAGCGUAAGCAGGUGGAGGAGCAGCGGCAGGCCGAGCGACUGCAGAGGCAGCUCCAUCAGGAGAGAGCCUACCUGGUGUCCCUGCAGGCGGACAAGAAACAACUUUAUCACUACAAGGAAGUCAUCAAUCCCGCCGAUAAACCAGCCUGGGCUAAAGAGGUGGCGAAGCAACAACCGGUUAACCCGCCCCGCUCUAACCUGCGCCAUCACCAGUCGUUCAAGCAGCCGUCACCCCCGGCCUCCCACGGCCAACCCCGAGCUCAGAUCCCAAAACGCACCCCGUCCGUGGGCGCCCAGAUCCUCUCCAACCACCUGCCCCAAAUCCGACUCGCGCUAGAACCCGGGGAGCCCCUUGACCCGGGGCUAAAGCAGGAGAUAAGCCAGCAGGUUAGAGAGCUGAGAGCUCAGAGACGUAGUCAGAGGAAGGAUAGUAAGAAAGAACCUUCUAGUCACAUUCCCAUUAGACAGCCGAGUCCUGCUGCCAACCCUCAGCUUGUGGAGAAAGCAGAGCAUCAGAAAGAGAAGUCCAGAGGCAGGCCUCUUUCUGCGCCCAAUCAUGCCCAAGGCCUUUUGUCUUCAGACCCCCAGGUUGUUAGUAAGGCGCCUGCACAGGUCCACAAACUGGUAGAGGAGAGGUCUAAGCUGAACAGACAGAGUUCUCCAGCACUGCAGCCCAAGUCUUCCAAUCGCAUCUCUGACCCUUCCCUCCCUCCCCGCUCAGAGUCCUUCAGCAGUGGGGGCAUGCAGCCUGCCCCAACCCCACCUGUCCACCGUCCCACUGAACCACAGAUGGCCCACUUGAUCCCUGUCAAGACCCAAGCCGGCUCCAUGUCCGGGUCACAGUCUCUGCAGGACCAAACGGCUUCCACACAGAGCGAGGGCGGGGGCUCGCCCAGGCCCGAUAUUCCCCGGCAAAACUCCGACCCGACAUCCGACACGCAAACAUCGGCGCUGGGCGUGACUGUGAGGGAGGAGCGUGGUGGUGCAGAAGUCACUGCGAGGGAGGAGCGUGGUGGUGCAGAAAGGGACAGAACGGCCCGGCUGAGAGAGGAAGACCUCCCGCCCAAAAUCCCACAAAGGAACACGUCCAUCUCCCCAGCCAUGGUCAGGAAGAACUCCCCUAAUGGAGGAGUCGGUCCAGGUCCUCGCACAGGUUCUCCAUUCACACGAGCAAGUAACCCAGACCUGCGACGCUCCGAGCUCUCUCUGGACGCCAUGUUGCAAAGAACCUCCUCCAACUCGUCUUCUUCUUCCUCGCCAUCGUCCCAGGGAGGCUCGGUGGAGAGGAGAGGUCUCAACAGACUAGAAGGUUCCUCCUCGGGAGCCAAUCAGGAGGCAAAGUCCAAACAGGAGGAGAUCCGGGAAUCUACCAGACCGAGCCGACCUGCGGACCUCAGCGCUCUGGCCAAGGAACUAAGAGAACUGAGGGUGGAGGAGGGGAGUCGUCCUCCAGUCAAGGUGACGGACUACUCGUCGUCCAGCGAGGAGUCAGAGAGCAGCGACGACGACGGGGAGACGGUGGGACAGGACGGCACCGUCGCCGUUAGCGACAUCCCCCGCAUCAUGCCAGCUGUGCAGAGCAGCGGCGAGUCCUACAGAGGCCUGAGCGAGGACUCCCUGGGGGACGCCUACAGUAACUCCAAGGACAGCACCCUGGUGGUGAGAGAGGCCGACGAGAAGAGAAGGAGAGGCAGCCACGCCGAGAGCAACGGUUUCGCCCAUCACGGUAACCACGGCAACCUCCCUGACCUGCUGCAACAGAGCAACUCCCCCACCGCCACGCCCUCGGCCCUGCAGGAGCUGGGUGACAUGCCCCAGUUUGGUUUAGGCGGCUCCAAAGCAUCCUUCACCCCGUUUGUGGACCCCCGUGUCUACCAAACAUCCCCCAGCGAUGACAAUGACAACUCAGCUGCAGCUAUGUUUGCCAACGAGCUCUUGAGGCAGGAACAGGCUCGACUAAACGAAGCCAGGAAGAUCUCAGUCGUCAACGUCAACCCCACCAACAUCCGACCACACAGCGACACGCCCGAGAUACGGAAGUACAAGAAGCGCUUCAACUCGGAGAUCCUCUGCGCCGCUCUCUGGGGCGUCAACCUGCUGGUGGGCACGGAGAACGGUCUCAUGCUGCUGGACCGCAGCGGCCAAGGCAAAGUUUACAACCUGAUCACCAGGCGUCGUUUCCUGCAGAUGGACGUGCUGGAGGGGCUCAACGUGCUGGUCACCAUAUCUGGCAAGAAGAACAAGCUGCGUGUUUACUACUUGUCGUGGCUGAGGAACAGAAUACUGCACAACGACCCAGAAGUGGAGAAGAAGCAAGGCUGGAUCACAGUGGGGGAGCUGGAGGGCUGUGUUCAUUACAAAGUUGUCAAGUAUGAGAGGAUCAAGUUCCUGGUGAUUGCUCUUAAGAACUCAGUGGAAAUCUACGCCUGGGCGCCCAAACCCUACCACAAGUUUAUGGCCUUCAAGUCCUUCGCCGAGCUGCAGCAUCGGCCUCAACUGGUGGAUCUGACCGUGGAGGAAGGUCAGAGGCUGAAGGUCAUCUACGGCUCCAGCGUGGGCUUCCACGUCAUCGACGUGGACUCGGGCAACCCGUACGACAUCUACAUCCCGUCACACUGCGCCAACGACACCAAGAUCCAGAGCCAGGUGACGCCGCACGCCAUCGUGGUGCUGCCCAAAACGGACGGCAUGGAGAUGCUGCUGUGCUACGAGGACGAGGGCGUCUACGUCAACACCUACGGACGCAUCACCAAGGAUGUGGUGCUGCAGUGGGGCGAGAUGCCCACCUCAGUUGCCUACAUCCACUCCAAUCAAAUCAUGGGCUGGGGAGAGAAAGCCAUCGAGAUCCGCUCCGUGGAGACGGGUCACUUGGACGGCGUCUUCAUGCACAAGAGGGCUCAGAGGCUCAAGUUCCUGUGUGAGCGCAACGACAAGGUCUUCUUUGCGUCGGUGCGAUCAGGAGGCAGCAGCCAAGUCUUCUUCAUGACCCUCAACCGGAGCUCCAUGAUGAACUGGUGAUGGCUCCGCCCCCGUCGUCCACUCGCCACCCUGGGCGACCAAUAACGUGAAGCUUGAAAAAGGGGAAGCGGGGAAUGAAGGUUGAAUACAAAACAGUCAUUUGGGCGCCGCCCUCUUCCCCCUUUUUCACCCUUCUUGAUAUUCUUCCUCCUUCGCCGCUCUUCUUCCUCCUCCCGAGCGGCGUAUGCAACACACCUUUAAGAAGAUGUCCCCCUUCUUCUUUUUCCUCCCUCAAAAGGUGCUGCGUUUGACUUCUUGUCGCCCCCCCAUGGCCAACUACUGUACAGCAGCUGUCCUUGAGGGUCCUUUUUACGUCCAAUCAUGACACACAAAAUAUUUGG
Molecule: messenger RNA, 4970 nt
Organism: Nerophis lumbriciformis (worm pipefish)
Lineage: Eukaryota; Metazoa; Chordata; Actinopteri; Syngnathiformes; Syngnathidae
Gene: tnika
Product: TRAF2 and NCK interacting kinase a
Biological process (GO): protein phosphorylation
Cellular component (GO): cytosol
Molecular function (GO): protein kinase activity; ATP binding
Source: RefSeq, a predicted model, not a curated record